AUGUACCCCAGCGCUGCAGUCGGUAUCGGUUCGCAGGGUAUACAGGUCUGCGAGGGUACACUCAAGUAUUACCACGAUUGGAGCGGAUAUGCUGAUGACAUACAAGAAACUUACGCGUGUAUCGAAUCCCCUCGGAAAACACUCAAGUCCCUAGACGACAUACUACUGAGUGGUUUUUCAAGCAUUCUCGCAACAUGGGCGCAAGAGCGCCUCGCGAUAUGCCAAGAUGAGAUUAAGCAGUCGGGAAAGAACUCAAAGAAGCUCGGCAAAGAUGCCCCAGUUGAGUAUGGACAAGAAUCCCAAGCUGCUGUUCGCCGGCUCACAUAUCCUUUCAGUGUCGCUCUAGCUAUAUCAACGUCCUCGUAA
Molecule: messenger RNA, 366 nt
Organism: Alternaria arborescens
Lineage: Eukaryota; Fungi; Ascomycota; Dothideomycetes; Pleosporales; Pleosporaceae
Exons: 1
Coding region: 1-366 (121 amino acids)
Source: RefSeq, a predicted model, not a curated record